Messenger RNA from Paralichthys olivaceus (Japanese flounder), 3688 nucleotides. The record is from RefSeq and is a predicted model, not a curated record. Lineage: Eukaryota; Metazoa; Chordata; Actinopteri; Pleuronectiformes; Paralichthyidae.
UUUUUUGGGGGGAGAACACAAUCUGAGUGAACUAUGUGUUGGCAUGGCGACGAAGAGGAUGAGGACAGCUCGGAGAGUGACCCUGGUGGGCUGUCGGUUCUGGAGCAGCUAGGUCUGGACCAGAACUCAGACUUCUCAGACUCCAGUGUGCAGCAACUACUGGACGAGCAGCGCGAAAGGAUCCGCAGGGAGAUACGCAAGGAACUGAAGAUCAAGGAAGGAGCUGAGAACCUGCGCAGGGCAACAACUGACAAGAGGAAUGCUCAGCAGGUGGACAGUCAGUUACGGUCUUCAAACCGCAGGGUGGACAAUCUGCAUGCUCAGCUGCAGGAACUGGAUGCCCACAUUGUGGUGAAGGGAGGAGAGGAGAAUAAAGAUGAGUGCCCUCAGUCUCCCGGGGCAGAGAGCCGAACGUCAGCCCACAAGGAGCGCAUUGCUGCCCUGGAGAGACAGCUCAACAUUGAGCUCAAAGUCAAACAGGGGGUCGAGAACAUGAUCCCCAUCUACGCCAAUGGAUCCACCAAGGAUAAGAAGAUGUUGCAGACGGCCCAGCAGAUGCUACAGGACAGUAAGACCAAAAUCGACAUCAUCCGCAUGCAAAUCCGCAAGGCUGUGCAGGCCACCGAGCACAAUGACGACACACAGAGUAACCAGGACAUGUGCGGGGUGGAGCUGCGCAUUGAAGAGUUGAGGCAUCACUACAGGGUGGAACACGCUGUCGCUGAGGGGGCCAAAAAUGUGCUCAGGCUUCUGGGGGCCAGCAAGGUUCAGGACAAGAAAGCCCUGUCUGAGGCGCAGUCUCGCCUGAGCGAGGCGUCUCAGCGGUUGGACCUGCUGAGAGACUCUCUGGACCAGCGUCUGGCGGAGCUGCCAGAGGACCACCCCAAGGCCAACAUCAUCAAAGAGGAGCUGGUCCUGGCCUCCUCCCCUGCCUUCAGUUCCCGCCACGGUGCCCCCUACCUGCACAACCAGUACAGCACCCUCAACAAACCCUCACCCCUCACUGGUACCCUGCAGGUGCAGCUGCUGGGCUGUGUGGGGUUGUUGGAGGUGGUCCCAGGUCGCAAUAAAGGGACGGCUGUCAUGCUGCCCUGUCACAGCCCUGGAGACACAAGGUCUUUCAUGAGGGGUAGCAAAGGACUCUAUGGACGAAGCGGCUCAGUCAGUGGGAAGACGCCCAGCAAGACAGAUGAGCUCUCAUCUGAGGUGAGUGCUGUGCUGAAGCUGGAUAACACAGUGGUCGGCCAGACAUCCUGGAGGACUGUGGGAGAACAGGCUUGGGACCAGACUUUUACUGUGGAGCUGGAAAGGACACGAGAGAUGGAGAUUGCAGUUUACUGGAAGGAUUAUCGCUCGCUGUGCGCUUUGAAGUACCUGAAGCUGGAGGAGUUCCUGGACAACCAGAAACACAGAGUUCAGCUGGAGCUGGAGCCUCACGGCCUGCUGCUGGCUGAGGUGACCUUCUUUAACCCAGUAAUUGAGAGAGUUCCUCGUCUCCAGAGGCAGAAGAAAAUAUUUUCUAAGCAGCAAGGCAAGGCAUUCCUUCGGGCUCGCCAAAUGAAUGUGGAUAUCGGGACAUGGGUGAGGCUGCUGCGAAAUGCCAUUCCCACUGUCAACAACUCAGGAACCUACAGUCCCAACGCGCACAGUCUAACACUUAACUCCGGGGAGAUCUCUGUGGAGAAGUUGAGUCUGGACAGCGACUCUCCGAUAAGAGGCGAUUACAAGAGAGACACGGACACACACACUCCGGUGAGACAGACAGAGACAGAGGACGCCCAGGAAAUGGGGGAGGACCGGCUUCCAGUCAUUGAGCCCUUCUCCCCCCCAGACCUCACCCCUGAGUGCCCUGUCCAAACCCCACCUGUUAGCAGUAAGCAGAGAAAAGGUCCUCUGUCCCUGCAGGACUUCAGGCUGAUCGCUGUAUUGGGCAGGGGACACUUUGGGAAGGUGUUGUUGUCAGAGUACAAGAAAACCGGCACGAUGUAUGCCAUCAAAGCUCUGAAGAAGGGAGAUAUCAUGGCUCGGGAUGAGGUGGAGAGUCUGAUGUGCGAGAAGCGCAUCUUUGAGAUCGUGAACAUGUCGCACCAUCCCUUCCUGGUCAACCUGUUUGCGUGUUUCCAGACAGCAGAACACGUGUGUUUUGUUAUGGAGUACACAGCAGGAGGAGACCUGAUGAUGCACAUCCACACAGACGUCUUCACAGAGCCAAGAGCUGUGUUUUAUGCUGCCUGCGUGGUUCUUGGACUGCAGUUCCUUCAUGACCAUAAGAUUUCUCCGUUCCCAGGAGACGAUGAGGAGGAGGUGUUUGACAGCAUUGUGAAUGAUGAAGUACGCUACCCACGCUUCCUCUCCACUGAGGCCAUCGGCAUCAUGAGAAGGCUAUUAAGGAGGAACCCAGAGAGAAGACUGGGCUCUGGUGAGAAGGAUGCAGAGGAGGUGAAGAAGCAGCCAUUUUUCAGAAAUGUGGACUGGGAGGCGUUGCUGCAAAGAACAGUGCCCCCUCCCUUCAUCCCCUCCAUCGGCAGCAAAGAAGACGUCAGUAACUUCGAUGAGGAGUUCACCACUGAACUUCCCACCCUCACGCCUCCCCGGGAGCCCCGCGUGCUCUCCCGCAAAGACCAGGACAGCUUCCGGGACUUUGACUAUGUCUCAGACCUCUGCUAGUGGACCUGUCGCCUCACACACCUAGAGGAAUGUUCAAGCUUCAUGGCGGCUUCCGUCAGAGCGGACCGGCAGUCUAGUCUAACUGUCCACUGACUGUUUUUUCUGCCAUUAAUUACACUGUGAAUGAAUGUGGAGAGACAGAAAGAAGUCUGUUUUUUAUGUGAAGGUUUUAAAGAUUGAGAACAGAGGAAGUAAAAGUUGGGACAGAUAGCUGAUGGGGUUAAAUGUUCUAUCUUGAAUGAAGGAUGAACAGAGAGCCCCACUACAAUCAUUGUACAACACACCAGUGACUUGUGUAUCUUACAAACAUUACUUUUGAAACAGGCCUCCUCCGAUCCUCUUACGUGUCAGUGUCGUCACCUGUGCAGCUGUGAGGGGACAGGUUCUUUUUACUGUUGACUGUUUGGAGGUUGCUCAGUGUCCUCUUAUACCGAUGCCUUACAUUUGUACUUGUGUUUUAUCCACGGAGAAGCCUUUUUGUUUUAAUAUUUUGGAGCAGCGAUAACGACGUGCUGCAGAAAUACUCUUUUUAAUAAAAAAAGAAGAUUUGCUGGUCAGAGUGGAAUUAAACGUUCAGAGUAAAUAUAUGCUUGGAGCUUUUCCAGCAUUCGUAUCAUGACGACCUGCAGACUGCAGACUCAUGCUCGGCGUAUUAUGAGUUAACUAUAGGGUAAAAAACCACUGUCUGAUAGUGGACUUUUCAUGCCCCAUAUUUGAUGACUGUCGAUGCAUUGUUCAAUACCUUGCACAUACUUAAUGUGUGCUUUUUUAUUUGGGAUGUUUGGGUAUUACACACAUUUGAUAUAAGCAUGUGUAGCAAACAGACACAAAACCAUGGGCGUAAAAGCUAUGUUGCAAGCAGGUUAUUGUUUUUUUUUUUUGUCAGAAAAAAAAUACACUAAGACUUGAAAAAGUUGAAAAAAGAUUGUCCUUUAUGGGUUUGACACAUUCCUCCUGUUUUCGAGAUGCUAGCAGACCUUUGUUAACAUGGAGUAAGUGAUUACAUCAGACUUUAAACUCA